Molecule: messenger RNA, 1392 nt
Organism: Rotaria socialis
Lineage: Eukaryota; Metazoa; Rotifera; Eurotatoria; Philodinida; Philodinidae
Source: the annotation of a GenBank genome assembly
AUGAAGGAUAUUCUAUGGAUAUUAUGCAAAACAAUUGUACGGAUUUGUGUUGCUGGAAUCUUAAUCUAUUCAGCCGUAUCAACUUUUAUUUUACCUUGGAUUUCUCUUUAUUUUCCAAGCGAAAAAAUGCAUGAGACGGACACCUCUCAACUCGAAUAUUCAAGCAGCUUCAAUGAUUUAGACACCGACAGUAUAAUUUUAUCGUCGCCAUCAACAGCUGCAGAUUUAGAACAUUUUGGUUACGAACUUUUUUCAAAUGUUAGUCAACAACAGAAUGGUACAAAUAUAUUUCUUUCGCCAACAAGUAUUGCUCUGGCUUUGUCAAUGUGUAUAGCUGGUGCUCGAGACGAAACAUUAAAUCAAGCGUUACGUGUACUUCAUGCAUCAUCAAUAGAAGCAUUAACAAAAACAGUUGAGCAAAUUAUGCAUAUGAUUUCCAUGACUGCUCAUAAUAAAAAGGUAGAAUUUAAAUUAGCUAAUCGACUUUAUGCGAGCAAAGCGUAUAAAAUUCAAGAUGAUUACUUAAAACUUGUUCAAAAUUCUUUUCAAUCUGAUGUUAAACUUGAAGAUUUUGAAAACAAUCGUAAUGAAGUUGUCCAAACAAUAAAUGCAUGGGUUGAAGAACAAACAAAUCGAUUAAUUCAAAAUUUGCUUUCGACAGAUGCUGUUCCUACUAAUACGCGACUAAUUAUUGUUAAUUGUAUUUAUUUUAAAGGUAUAUGGAAAAAUAGAUUUCCGGAAAUUUUGACAAAAAAGGCUGAUUUUUAUGAAGCUAAUGGUCAUAUUUCAAAAAUAGAUGUAAUGUUUCAAACAGGAAAAUAUGCUUAUGCUGAAAACAAUGAUUUACAUGCACAAAUUGCUCAUUUGCCAUAUCAAAGUGAUAAUGAAAAUAUUCAGUUUGCUUUCGCUGUAAUUUUACCUAAGCAAGAUAUUUCAUUAGAUGAAGUUGAACGAAAAUUAGCAUUGCAACCAGAUUUAAUGCAAUUAGUAUUAAGUGAUCAUAAUACUAGCAUGACAGAGCUACUUUUAUACUUACCAAAAUUUAAAAUGAAAGCUUCAUUAAAAUUGGGUGAUGUUCUUAAACAACUUGGAAUGGAAAAUGCAUUUAAUUCUACUGCAAACUUUACUGGUAUCACUAGUCAGCAAGAUGGUGAAGAUGGUAUUUUUAUCAGUGAAGUUAUUCAUAAAGCCUUUAUCGAUGUCAAUGAACAAGGAACGAAAGCAGCAGCUGCUACUGCUGGUGUUACUUCUGUGUUGUUUUCAGCAACAGCACUGAAACCCAUGCCGAUUUUAUUCAAAGCCGAUCGACCGUUUUUAUUUUUCAUUCGCGAAAGUCGACAAAAUAUCGUUUUAUUCAGUGGCAAACUUGUUUCACCACCAUCAGCAUUAUAA